Messenger RNA from Eimeria necatrix, 4188 nucleotides. Its product is annotated as C2 domain-containing protein, putative. The record is from RefSeq and is a predicted model, not a curated record. The transcript is spliced from 20 exons. The coding region runs from base 1 to 4188 and encodes 1395 amino acids. Gene Ontology annotation, biological process: plasma membrane organization. Lineage: Eukaryota; Apicomplexa; Conoidasida; Eucoccidiorida; Eimeriidae.
AUGGCAGUCCGUGCGGUCCAGUACACCAUAAAGGUGGAAGUGAUCGAAGUCCGGGGCCUCUCUUUCAAGGAAUCUGCUGGGGAGAAGGAAAUAGUGCCUAACCCCUAUGUCGACGUGACAGUGGGUGGCACCACAAAGAGCACUGUGCAGAAAAAUCAAGUCGUAUCGGCCACGUUCAAUGCGUCGUUUAAUUUUCAAGCCACACUCACUCCUGAAGAGUUCCAGCGGAGCUAUGUGGAGCUGGCGGUCAUGCAUCGCUACACACUGUUGGGGGGGGUGGGUCUGCAGAGCGCUUUGAUCGGUAAGUACGUCUUUAGCUUUGCAUGUGUUUACUCAAAAAGCCAACAUUGGAUGUACCGACAAUGGAUCAAACUCAACAACUUCGAGCAACUCGUCUCAGACCCCGGCAUGAUGUUGCUGACUGUAGGGGUGUUCGGGCCUGGUGACCCCUUGCCUGUAAUAGACGAGACUGUGGCAUACGUGAACGAAGACGGGGACCGCGUGACGAAAGAGGUCGACGUAAAAUCGACAUACUACAACCUCACAGUUAAUAUAUUCAAAGGCCAAGACAUCAGUGAAGUUGUUGGGCAGAUCACAACCACAUGCGAGCCGUUCAUUAAGGUGAGACACGGGGGAGCAGAACUGCAAACGCGAUCUUUGCCGGAACAUAGUCCGGAGUGGCAAGCUUCCAUCAGCCUCCCUGCCUCAGUGCCUUGCCACGAUGACACCGUGCUGGUUGAGCUGUGGAACGGCGGUAGUAGUGCUGUGUUGAUGGCAACCAUGGUAUUAGACUUUUUCGAAUUGAUUAAGAACGAAACGCCGACUAGAUGGUUUAAUUUUUACUGGAGACCGCCGACGGAAGGCCUGCUGGGAGCUGUGCAUGACAUGCUGACUAACGCGGAGUUGCGCCAAGCGAACGCAUACGCAGGCCGCAUUCUGUUAAACGCCUCCUGCGUUAAAGUUCAGGCGCCGCUACCUAUGGGGGUGCGGCCGAUCCGCGCUGUGCACGAGCCCCCCCAAGUUGAGUAUGUGCUUUGGGUGGACGUCUACGAGGUUUCGUGCAAUGCGCUUUUAAGCAACGAACUACAGGUGGAGGUAUCGUUCGGCCCUCAUGUGCUCAAAUCGCCACCUGUGAUGAUAGAGGAGGCUGGAUCCUACACCCUUGAAGCAGAACAAGGCCGUAUGGAAGAGCUUAAGGUUUACUUGCCAGCUGACGACGCCCAGACUUGGGCAUUUUUUUUGUACAUCAGCAGCAUAUCGUCCGCCAGUGCUGCUGCUAACGUGGCGGCAAAUGUGAUGAACUGGUUUGGAGGCCUUGCGGGGGUUGCAGAGACGGACCAAAAUGCAGAACCGGCGGUCAGGACGAGUCGCCUUGCCUGGGCCAUGAUUCCUUUUAACACCAAAGCUCUCCAAGACGGCAAACCCAUGUGGUAUUCUCUGCGCGCUGCAGACGGCUCAGGCACCGACCCAUUUUCAGUACUUGUUUCCAUCACAUGCAGGCCAGCCAGAACCAUGGGAGAACGGCCAGCAAGACUGCAAUACAACUUGCAGCGAUACUACUUCCGAGCCCUCAUCUACGAAGGACUGCAUCUUCCCGCUGUGGGAUACGACCAGUUCCCCAAUCCGUACAUAAAGAUAGUGCUUGGCAGUCAGCAGCUGAAGACCCUUACAUUUCGACAAACGCUGAACCCGUCGUACUAUGAGGCCAUGGAGAUGGAAGUCAUUUUGCCUGAGAUGAUGCAGUUGGCUCCAGACAUAGUGCUGGAAGUGUGUUCGGAGUCAGAUUCCAUCAUGUCGUCAGAUAUCGUCCUCGGUUCAACAACGUACCCGAUUCAGAAGGUCCCGAAGGAGUGGAAGAAAGCUCCAGUUUGGCUGAUGCUGCAGUCAAAGCAAUAUCCCAGGUGUAAGGCAAAGGUACUAGUUGCUUUUGAGCUCGUACCAGCAGAGCUUGUCGAGAACGACACUUACCCGUUCUUUGAUGAUAUCCGACCUUCUACGAAGGAAGCAACUGUGUCAAUCUUCCUGGUUGGCGUUAGGCUAUUCUCCCCUGUCCAAAGGCCAUAUGUCGAGGUCUGCUUUGGCCGUGACGUGGAAGAUACAACAAAGCCUCUUUGGUCCGAACGCACGAGCGAGCCACAUGUGGGAGAAGGCGGCAACUGGAACUUUUUGCAACACUUCAAUGUCGGUGUGUCUUUGCCAAAGAGAAUGCAGCAUCACUGCUUCAUGGAGGUCAAAGUUCUUGAUGAAGUUGAAGGGAUAUCUGGGCGCACGAUGAAGGAUGUUGGCAUGGCCUACAUCACUCUCAAUCCCCUGUUGCCUUGGUUGGAACAGCGGGAACGUGAAGAGACCAGGGAAAUGUUCAAACUCCAAGUCAUGGAGGAAGUCAUGAUAGAGGAUGCUGAGAACGCCAGGCGUAUUAGUGACGGUGUCGCGGGUCACGCAGGCGAGGCGAAGGCAACUGGUGAAGAAACCGCGUCGGUGCAAGCUCGGCUGGCGAUGGCAGCAAAGCUCGACAAGAAAAUGGUGGUGCCAUACAACGAUCCCGAUGCGGCAAACUCUCGUCUGGAAGCUACAGAUGACUACGUCGCGUUUGGAGCGGCUGCAGCUCCAGUUGCCACUCGGGCCUUCACAGCUUCUCUUGAGAAAAGUGAGACCAAGCCACGUGCGAGAGGAAAAGGCUUUCUUGGAGGCCUAAAGAUGAAGAAAAGCAACGGCGGCCAAAUUGGCAGUGAUGCUGAUGGAGCCGACAACGCGAAUGAGCUUUAUGGGUUUGAGCCUGAAGCUCUGGACUUUGUGCUGACCAUGGCGGACGAAGACGAAGUAGAAGAGAAUAUGCGCGAUGAAAUUCCAUACGAAAUGGAAACGGACUUCGGUGUUAAUGACCUCCCCUACCUACGGGUUCCCAUAUUCAGAUGCACUGACUGUGGCGUUCCUGAGACAAUCGGAUACCUAAAGUAUAUCUGCAGAGUCUACCAGGGAGAAGAAUGUGGCAGCGAAAUGGAGGAGAUGAACAAACUGUGCCAGGAUUUGGUACAGAAGUACGAAACAACACGGGAACUCGUUGUGCGAGCAUAUGUACUGGCCGCUCGAGGUCUCGUGCCUCCCUCAGGGGCGUCCGAUAUCCAGACGUACGUUUGGAUUUACAAUUCUUCGAGUACAGCCACUCUUUCGGGGGGGCUAACACACAAUUUGAAGGACUCGGGUCAUGUUAAAAAGCAGGGCUUCAAACCAGAGUUCAACAGGUGCUAUGGCCUGGCAUGCUCCCUUCCAGAGCAUGCUGUUGUGCAAGUGGCCAUCAUGAAUCAAGGAAGAGUGAUGGAUGAAUGUGUUGGCAAGACUUUCAUAGAUAUGGAGGACCGUUUCUUCAACCCAAAGGUGGCGGCCAUGGUGGAACAAGAAAUAACGCCAAUUGAACUAAGAACUUUGAAAGUGGAAGGCAGCACAGUCUCGCAUGGCACUUUAAGAGGCUUUUUCGAGAUUAUGACGGAGGAUUACGCGCAAGAGCAUCCUCAGUUUACUCUUGCCAGCGCAGAAGCAGAUGACUUCCAGCUUCGGUUAGUUAUAUGGCGUGUAAAGGCCGUCCCUUUGGACGACAACUCCUCCGUUUCGAUGUUCGUUCGUUCUAUAUUCACGCUGGAGGAGAACUCGGAGAUUGUACACGACACGGACACGCACUACAACAGCAAAGACGGGUCGGGUGUGUUCAACUGGCGAUGUGUUUUCGACGUAAAGAUCCCCGCACCUAUUCCCGUGCUGAAAGUGCAAAUAUGGAACUAUGCAGUGCUCAGUUCUGGAGAGCCCAUAGGCGAAUGCAACUUCGACCUCACUGCGGACUUCUUCAGAGCUCGAAAACGUGGACAGAUCUAUCGUCUGCCGCGGUUCUGGCUUCGCUGUACACAUCCUGCUUUCAAGGGGAAGUCACGGGGAUCAGUGGAGGUGGAGGCGAGCAUUUUGCCCCUGAAAGAGGCUGACUAUUCGCCAGUGGGCCAAGGUAGAGAGGAGCCAAAUAGAGACCCAUUUCUCCCUGCAGUGACACAAAACAGGACUUACGUAGACUGGGAAGCUAUUAACGAAACUGUUGGCGCGGCGAGCUCAGCAAUUAUGUCCGGACUGAAAUGGACCGGUGUUUGGAUGGCCGUAGCAGGCGUCGUCGCGAUUGUAAUUUUCAUUAUGUUCCUUCUUAAGUGA